Dermatophagoides pteronyssinus (European house dust mite) is the source of this 5154-nucleotide messenger RNA. Its product is annotated as TBC1 domain family member 4-like. NCBI's taxonomy places the organism in Eukaryota, Metazoa, Arthropoda, Arachnida, Sarcoptiformes, Pyroglyphidae. The record is from RefSeq and is a predicted model, not a curated record.
UAGCCAAGUUUGACACAAGCACAAGGGAGUGUAUACUGCUCGCGAAUUUGCCUGCUGCACAAUUGCUUGCUUGCUACAGCAUCCGAACCAGUCAAUAAUAUUAUUACUGAGCCAGCCGAAAAAAAAACUUUUUUGUGUAGUGCCAAUCUAAGUAUUUGAUCAGGGUCAAAUUGGGCCCAUGAAAACGAAGCGUUUGUCAGGUGAUUUCAGUAGCCAGAUGGCUAGAACCAAUGUGUCGAAUCUGCUGACACAGCUAGGCCUUACUUCGUCAUCACCAGGUUCAUCGACCACAUCGCCUUCGUUGUCACCAUCUUCAUCAUCCGGGUCAAUGGCUGCAAGCGCAACGACAGCUAAAGUUCCCGUCGGUCCAUCCGUAUCUUCGCCUGCAUCUUCGGGUCAUGUAACCGAUAAAGCUCAAAUAAUUGAGAUGACAGAUAUGGCUGAAUAUCGGCGUUCUGUGAUUGCAUCAUACAAUGUCCGUUUUAUCGGAUCGAUCGCAUUACGACGGCGACAUACUUAUCCUAUGUUAAAUUGGAUCUUGACCGAUUUGCUCUAUCAAUCAAAAUGUGUUGGUAUGGAUCUUUCUGCUUGUAUCACUAAUUGCCUAAUGAAAGAAAACGACAACGAACGAGCUGAAGGUUUUCGACGUCUCAAACAACAGUUAAACCAGGAUGGGAACCAGAUCAACAACGGAUUGCUUGUCCGCAUGGACAUGAUAGUUGCAACUACAUCUGAAGGCAAUUCAUACAUGUUUCAGAUGUGCAAUCCAGUCGAUGGUCAAUGUCUAUUGCGUCACAAGUUUAGCCGCAUAUUUUUGCUAGGCAAAUACUAUCGACAGCCAUCGCUUUUCUACUAUGUUCACAAAUCAGAUGAAGACGUUGUUAACGCCGUACCCAGUAUUUAUCUGUUUCAGGCGGCAAAUCAGGUUCAGCAAUCCGAAAUUUGCAUGAAAUUUAACGAAUUACGAUGUAAACUACAAUCUUCGAUAGAUUCGUCAACCAAAGGAACAAAAUCAGCGAACGACUCGAAAGAUCCGAACAGUACUUACAAUCCGUUAUUCGAUCUGAACAACCAACAACUUAACAUAAACAACAAUUGUUUUGAAGUGCGCCAUAUUGGCUCGGUGCUCAUUACCCAAAAACGAUCAACGCCCUCUAUGAUUGAUCGGGCAGCCGACAAGCUUCAUCGAGAAAUCUUACGUGAUUAUCCUUCCGAUUCAGAUUCUACACUUGCAUCUGAUCGAUCUACAACCACCGAAUCGACCGCUGCUACCACCACCACCACUACUACCGCAACCAGCAAUAAACCAACGGUAAUUACAACUACAGGCUGUGCACGUCGUCAAUAUCGCAAAAAUCGUUUUCUCGUACAAGUCAUUGAAGAAUCUAACGAAUCAAACGAACCAGGAUGUCAAUCACCACCACCCCCACCGCAGCCGCCGCCGCCUUCAUUAUCAGAACCCACCGAAUCCAAAUCUUGGCAGCCGGAUACGAACGGAGCUAAACAGGAACCCAACAAAACUAUGUUAUUCAUCAUUGGCACAAUGGACAUCUGUCUGAUUUCAACCGAGAAUCAUCGACAAGUCUAUUCUAAGGUAUUUGCCAACAUUUCUCAUUGUUCUCAAGGUUCCAAACAUGCUGACCACUUUGGCGUCAUUGUACGUGAACCGUACGUGCCACCGCAACCAUCCGGUUUGGACUUUACAUCAAUGUCGCAGCAGCCGACCACAGCUACUGUUUGUCAAAAAGGUUCAUCAACUAAUCAAGACACCAAGACAACCGCAACAUCUACUGCCGAGAAUUAUGUGCUGCAUAUAUUCCAGUGCCAAUCCGAAUCAAUAUCCAAUGAUCUUUUAUGUUCAUUGCGUCAAUCUUUCAACAAUGCUUAUCGUCAUCAGCAGGCUACUGCUGCUAGAGCAACAGCAAAUGCUGCCGGUAGCAAAGAUAAUUCGCCUUCAUCAGCUGCAGGAUCACAGGAAAAUCUUUCUGCUCCAUCGGCACAGACUCUUAAAACCAACACCUCUACCAACAAUACCCAGUAUUGCAAUAACUGUCCGAUGAACUGGUUCCAUCAGCUUUGCCUUGAUAUAUAUGGUCUUGAUGAUGUUAAAAUUUUUGCCAUGCUUUUACAUCGAAUACGACAUGGCUCUUCGGAACGUCGUUGGCGCGAAUAUCAUACCGUAUUUGAAUACCUACAGCUAGAUCGACUAGAACAACGUGUUGACUUGUUGAUUAUUAUGCUCAAAGCACGAGUCGAACGAAUGCAACGAUAUCACGAAAUACGUGAUGGCAAAUGUCGUAUGGAUCUGAUCAGUCUUUAUGAACAAAUCGAACAAUAUGAUCCGGUUUUGCGUCAAUAUCAGCAACAGAAAUCUACUCUCAGUUUGAAUCGGCUCGAAGGUCUUCGAAUGAUGGCUCGCAGUUCAAUCAGCAAUACGUUCGAUGCAUUUCGCAAGCGAAAUCGACAAUCACAAUCUAAUGAGAAUCUACAGAACAAUUCUGCAACCAGUUCACCUUCGUCGUCGAUGAUGAACCUUAAUUCGCCCACCUUAUUUGGUGGUGGCUCUUUAUUCGCCUCGAUGCUAGCUCCUGAACAAUCGACAAAUACUGAUCAUCAUCAUCAGGCUUCUAAUUCGGUAGCACGCCAUGAAAGUCCAGUUGUCAAUCGCAAUAACAACCCGCAAUCAUUUCAACGCCGUAACACGGUAGCCGACUGCGGCCGAGAUGACGAAUCCGAACCGACAUUUGACACACAUCGGAAUCCUCUUCGUAAAAGCGGAUCGAUUGACGAAGAUGACGACAAUAUAAUUCAGAAGCAUUCGCCACCAACGGCAAUCGGAUCCCGAUCUAGCACACCUCAACGUAAUCAACCUUUAAUGGAUAUCUAUAUAAAGACUUCGAGUGGCAAUGCUAUGUCAUCUGCACAGUUUUCUAGUAUGGAAGAAUUGCGACAAAAUCUUAAUCAAUUACUUGAUCCUAAAUUGCUUGCGACUGAAACCGAGAACGAAGUUAACGACGAAUCGCAAGACGAAGACCACGAUGACCCAGUAUUCGAAGAUAAUCAGCGACGACAUUCGUAUCAUGAUCAGGAAGGUUUCCAGGUGCCCAAUGAUGAAAACACACAUGCUGGUGUUGCAGAUGCUUCAUCUACAAUUCAGAUGCGUCAUCGGCUAUUUCGUCGCAUUCGAAAAUCGCUGAAUCAAUACAAAUCUAAUGCCGACAUCGAAAACUUAAUCAACAAUCGGGAUGAUCUAUUAUUGAAUGUGCCCACUACUAGCGUUCCAGUUGUCCUUAGCUCUCCAUCACUUCACCAAUUAGACUCGCAGCCGCAACAGCCACUAAAAGAUGAAAAUAAUCGUUCGUGCAAGGCACGACAACUAUGGCAAUUUGCAAUCCGCAAGCAGCUUCAACUUCUUAAACAUGAAAAUGUUCGAAAGCAAAAGCAGCAGGCAGCAACAAAUGACGUUCAGUCUAAUCAUUCACAAGCUAAAUCACAUUUACAGGAAUCAAAUGCAGACGAACCACAGAAACCACAUCCAACAACUUCCGUAAAAGUCGAAACAAACAGCAAUCAGCAAUCCGUCAGUAAUACCGGAUCCUGUUCGCUUAUAGAUCGCGUUAGUCAAUUGUACGCGGAUAUUCCUGCCAUCGAAACUCAAUCACAACUAGAUAUGGCCAUAUUACAAUGGCGCAAAUUGAUAGAGAUGUUUGAGAAUUAUUGUCAUAAUAACCCGGGACAGCCGCAACAACAACCACAAUCAAGUGUUACCGAAAACGAACGUUCGAUCCAGACCGACGCACAGAAUUUACAUUGGUGGAGCCAUUAUGAACGAUCAAUUGUUGACGCACUUCGUAUGGGUGUACCCAAAGAGAUUCGAUCAACUGUUUGGAAAUUUCUUGCCAAAUAUCGUCGAUAUCGUCAACAUGGACAAUGUGAUGCCUUAUCUACGCCACGUACUACUAGACCAAGCUAUCGUAAUUUGCUCAAACAAUUGGCCAUUCAUCAACAUGCAAUAUUUGUCGAUCUUGGUCGUACGUUUCCGACAGUUCCAUAUUUUGCCGAACCAAUGGGACCUGGCCAAUUGGCUCUUUACAAUCUGCUCAAAGCAUAUUCGUUGCUCGACAAAGAAGUGGAAUAUUGUCAAGGUUUGAGUUUUGUUGCCGGUAUAUUGCUUUUACAUAUGAACGAAGAUGAUGCCUUUGAUCAACUUUGCUAUGUUUUAUAUGAAUGUGGUCUUCGAGAACAAUACAAACCAUCGAUGGAUGCUUUGCAGAUGCAAAUGUAUCAAUUGAAUCGUUUGCUUUACGAUCUAAAUCGCCCGCUUUAUGAUCAUCUGGAUAGAAUGGACAUUUCACCUACAUUAUAUGCGGCUCCUUCCUUUCUUACUGUAUUUGCCUCGCAAUUACCGAUCGGAUUCGUAGCACGAAUAUUCGAUUUGCUCAUGUUCUAUGGCAUGGAAGCUAUAUUCCGGGUUUUCUAUCAUCUUAUCGAUCGUAUUAGAGACGAAAUUCUCAGCACACCGAUUGAUGACUUAGAGCGGAUUAUGCAUUUACUACGAGUUGUUAUGCUUGAUUUAAGCGCAGAUGAUAUGGCUCGAUUUUUUGAACGAUGUUUACCAGUGAUUAACAGCAGCAGCAAUCCACAGUCUAUUUAUACGAUGAAUUCACGACUAGAACAAUAUCGAUUGGAAUAUCAGAUUUUACAAGAAGAAUUUGUUCAUCUAAAUAAAAUCAACAAGCUUGCCGUCGAACAGAAAUUACAACUUAAACAGAAACAGCAGCAGCAGCAGCAGCUUAAACCUACACAAAAACUUCAGCCAAAAAUCGAUUCACAUCAACGAAAUUCAAUUGAAACAAUCGCCGCAACUACCAGCAUCACUACCGCUGUAGAACAACCAUCAGCUUUAUGUUCGGCCAAAUUAAUCGAAUGCCUACGAGAUGAAAAUCGUCGACUGCGUGAACAAAUGGAACGACUUCAAAAACAAAACUUGCAGCUUAGCCGACAAGUCGAAGAAUUACAAUUACAAGUACGACGCCAGAGUCAUUGAUACUGUUGAGGUUUUCAAAAAGUUAAAUACAACAAACACACACACACACCUAACAUGAUGAUAAUGAUUACAACGUGCCUUCUAGCCAUUCUAAUAUAAUUUUUUAU